Messenger RNA from Gigantopelta aegis, 1533 nucleotides. Its product is annotated as putative alkyl/aryl-sulfatase YjcS. Gene Ontology annotation, molecular function: protein dimerization activity; linear primary-alkylsulfatase activity. The record is from RefSeq and is a predicted model, not a curated record. Gene Ontology annotation, biological process: dodecyl sulfate metabolic process. The transcript has 6 exons. Bases 1 to 1533 code for a protein of 510 amino acids. Lineage: Eukaryota; Metazoa; Mollusca; Gastropoda; Neomphalida; Peltospiridae.
AUGCCCGAUGCACUCAUGCCUGGUUUAAGAAUGCGUCACGAACUGAAAAAGUCCCAGAAUACUCCCGACAGUUUUGAACAUGGUCAAAACUGUCGGGUGCCUAUCCAGACGUUCCAGGGUCUCACAUUCGGGGCAAACAUCAUUGAAAUGAAUUUUCUCAAGGGUCCGAUAUUGAAUGUGGCUGUUAUUUUGUGUUGUGCAAUAUUAACGUCCAUCAGUGCACACAGACGACGGGGUGAUGGCACUAGUGCAACGCAGCUAAAUCCACCACCACAAAUUGUACAGGCGGCAGAAAACAUAUGGGUCGCUGUCGGGUAUGCACUUGGCAAUUCCAUCAUGAUAGAAGGCAAGGGUGGCGUCGUCAUCGUGGACACCACAGAGACGAUAGAUUCGGCACAGACCAUUCUUGCUGAGUUCAGAAACAUCACCAGCAAGCCCAUCAAGGCUAUUAUCUACACGCAUAACCACAUGGACCACACAUUUGGAGCUAAGGGUUUCGUUGAAGACCCGAGCAAUCCCCCGGACAUAUAUGCCCACAGUAAACUGGUGGAACAGCUACAAAGAGUGUUCUUUAUAAACCCCAUCUGGAGUCAGAGAUCCGCUCGACAGUUCGGGAUCUACCUACCAGAAGGAGAUCUUAAGUUUGGAAAUCCUGGUUUUAUUUAUCCAAAUAAGAUAUUCUCAGAAGACGAAAAAGACAUUAAUGUCGCAGGUAUUCAAAUGACCAUGAUACUCAUGCCCGGAGAAACGAAAGACAUGAUUGGUCUGUGGCUAGAGAAAGAAAAAAUAUUUCUACCCGGCGAUAAUCUGUACCGCGCUUUCCCAAAUUUGUAUUCUAUCCGCGGAACGCCAACAAGAUCUACUUUAACAUGGGUCUCGUCAAUUGACAAGGUUCUAGAACUGGAACCGAACCUACUCAUCCCCAGCCACAUGAUGCCAAUUCAUGGGUGGACAGACAUCAGUUCGACCCUAACAGCUUACAGGGAUGCUAUACAGUUCGUGCAUGAUCAGACGGUUAGGUACAUGAAUCAAGGGCUACUUCCAGACGAGAUUGCAGACGUCAUUGAAAUGCCAGCACAGCUAGCGUCACAUCCGUACCUUGAAGAAAGAUACGGAACACUACACUGGUCAGUUAAAGGUGUCUUUGACGCUUACAUGGGCUGGUUCAGUGGUGACCCUGUUGAACUUUCACCUUUGACACCUGAUGAAAAAGCUAAGAAAUUGGUUGAUUUUGGGGGUGGUGUGGCGAACACAGUUAAAAAAGCUGAAGACGCCGCAAUAAACCGGGACUACCAGUGGGCCCUAGAACUUAGCUCCAGUGCAUUGCGGGUUAAGCCUAGACAUUCUCGAGCUCUCGCCGUGAAAGCUGAUGCUCUGAUGAUGAUGGCGGAAACACAAACCAGCGUUAAUGGAAUAUUGUAUUACAAGUCCUGUGCAGCAGAGACCUUGGGUGCAAUUGAUACCAAAUCUUCACCAAAUACUAUCAAAACAUUUGCAACCAUAUCACACUCGUUGCGCAAGUGCGACUCGUGA